Dioscorea cayenensis subsp. rotundata (Guinea yam) is the source of this 1104-nucleotide messenger RNA. RefSeq names its product cysteine-rich receptor-like protein kinase 7. Lineage: Eukaryota; Viridiplantae; Streptophyta; Magnoliopsida; Dioscoreales; Dioscoreaceae. The record is from RefSeq and is a predicted model, not a curated record. Gene Ontology annotation, biological process: protein phosphorylation. Gene Ontology annotation, molecular function: ATP binding; protein kinase activity.
AUGGCGCUCAUACUCAUCCUCCUCCUCUUCUUUCCGUCUGUUGCCUAUAGUUUCCAUAUAGAUCCUUCCUCAACUACUGCAACUCCAGCUCCAACUACACUAUCCAGAGACAAUUCAAGGCCAACCUUGACGUACUAUUAUUCAACUUCACUGACUCCGCUGCCAACUCGAACGACUUAUUCUUCAACAGCUCCGUCGGGACAGCAUCCGAUGUUGUCUACGGCCUCACUUAAUGUCGCCUCAACAUGUUUGCAUAUGACUGCGGUAUCUGUCUCUACCGCUCGGCCUUGGGACCCUGAAAGAUGGACAAGAUAUAGCUGUGAAAGACUUUCAGCGAACUCGGGUCAGGAUGAUAAUGGAAGCCAGCAACUCGAUUGGAGUAGCAGGUACAAGAUCAUUGAAGGCAUUGCUAGAGGAUUACUUUAUCUUCAUGAAGAUUCACGACUAAGGAUUAUUCACCGGGACUUGAAAGCAAGCAAUAUCUUACUGGAUGCAAACAUGAACCCUAAAAUUUCAGACUUCGGUCUUGCAAAGCAUUUCGGUAUGAAUGAAACUCAAGCGAACACAAAUAGAAUUGCUGGAAUAUUUGGAUACAUGGCAUCAGAGUAUCUCAUGCGCGGAGAAUUCUCACCAAAAUCAGAUGUUUUUAGUUACGGUGUGCUGGUGUUGGAGAUUGUGAUUGGCCGAAAAAACAGAGGUAUUGUGAGAUAUCAGCCUGCAUCUGACCUUCUAAAUGAUGUGUGGAAACACUGGAAUGAAGGGAAAGCAUUAGUCUUGACCGACAAACGAAUUGGAGAGGGAUUCCCUGCUGACCAAGUACAGAGAUGCAUACACAUUGGGUUGCUUUGCGUUCAGGAAGACCCAACAAAGAGACCAAGCAUGACUUCCGUUAUGAAAAUUCGCAGCACCUAUUCCACUUCUCUUCCAAAGCCUUUGAUCCCAGGGUUUUUCACUAGAAGUAGUUUUAUCAGGGAGUCAGAUGAGCACUCUGGGAAUGCAGAAAUCCAGUUGGUGGAAAGAAGAUACAGCAGUGAAUCCACAACUCAGCUUGCAAAUCCCAGCUCCAUGAAUGAAAUUUCCCUGUCUGAUAUUGAACCUAGAUGA